AUAGAGCGACUGACUGUGUUGUCUUGAUCUCAAGAACGCUUGUUUAGGGCAGAUCGUGUGUACUGUCCAAGCACCUUCUCACUAGAGUCAGCCAUGAGCUUCUUCCUAUCUGGACUGAGAGCGUCUAAUACUAAGACUGUGAAGCACCUCAAGAAGAUCCCAGAGGGCUCUCACCAACAUGACAUGAUGAAGCAUGCGGCCGCUACCCUGGGCAGUGGGAAUCUUAAACUGGCUGUGCAACUACCAGAUGGUGAAGACCUCAACGAGUGGAUCGCCGUCAACACUGUGGACUUCUUUAACCAGAUCAACAUGCUCUACGGUACUAUCACGGCUCACUGUACAACUGAGUCAUGGCCUGUCAUGAGUGCUGGACCAAAGUACGAGUAUCACUGGGCAGAUGGUACGACCGUCAAGAAGCCCAUCAAGUGCUCAGCACCCAAGUAUAUCGACUAUCUCAUGACCUGGGUACAAGAACAACUAGACGAUGAGAACAUCUUCCCCUCAAAGAUUGGGCUUUGGCAACGUGGGGCUCCACUCUUGUCGCUACCUCCACAGAGAGGGGGCUAAGUGCGUGGGCGUGAUGGAGAGGGAUGUGUCCAUCGUUAACAGGGAAGACGGUAUCGACCCGAAAGAAUUGGAAGAUUACAAAUUAAAUAACGGAGGCUCCAUCAAAUGAUUUCCGGGAGCACAAGAAACAACUGAGAACUUACUGACAGCAGAGUGUGAUAUUCUGAUACCAGCUGCCGGAGAGAAGCAGAUCACGGCAGAAAUAGCUGAGCAAAUACAAGCCAAGCUCUUUAGGAAGGCCUAUCGCUGGUAGGUUUGAUCAGUCUCAUCUCUGACAUGUAGGACUAUAUCCAGGAUCUGACAUGUAGGACUAUAUCCAUCCCUACAUAAGUAGGUGGUGGCAGAAGGUGCCAAUGGUCCCACUACUAUUGCUGCCGAGAAGAUUCUGAUGGAGCGCAACAUUAUGGUCAUCCCUGACCUGUUUGCAAAUGCUGGAGGAGUGACUGUGUCCUAUUUUGAGUGGCUCAAGAAUCUCAACCAUGUCAGUUAUGGACGGUUGACCUGGAAACACGAGGAAGACUCCAACAAUCAUUUACUAGACAGUGUCCAGCGUAGUCUAGAGGCCAAGUUCUCUGGAGGUCGUGCUGGGUCUAUCCCCAUCACAGCCACCCCUGCAUUCAGUGCUCGCAUUGCUGGAGCUAGUGAGAAGGACAUUGUCAACUCUGGUCUAGAAUACACCAUGGAGAGAUCUGCCAAGCAAAUCAUGCGAGCUGUUCGUGAGUACAACCUUGGUCUGGACCUGAGGACCGCUGCUUAUGUGUGUGCACUGCAGAAGAUCUACACAGUCUACCUAGCGGCUGGCAUCACCUUGUAGCAUAGAGAACACCUGAUAGUGAACAUUGUACCUUCCUACUUGCUAGCUUAUUUUUUGGUAUGUCUGUGGCUUUAAUUUUAAACACUACAUUGUACAUGUAUGAUUGUAGUUUACAGUAACUUGGUACCUUUUUAGAACAAAAUGGGAGGAACAAAGAAAGAAACAAGGAAGCUCUUCAAUACCUUUUUAGGCCGAUUUUUCGCUAUUUCAUCAAUUUGCAAUUUGUAGCCUAGCCAGGUAACUUUAUGUGCUGUAGCUAGCUAGCUAUAGUUGUACUACUAUACUAUACUGGACUGUAGGCUAGAAUGUCUGACGAGGUACAAAGGGAUCUAGAUUAUAACCUCUGGCCCUGGCGCCGGAGAUGGCCAGAAGCCUCUUCAAUGUCAAGUGAUGGAAUAUCUGUCACAGUGCUGAACUCCCAACAUCGAGAAACAGUCAUGCCGUUUAUAUCGGACACAAAACAACAAAAGGGCAAGCUGACUACACAAGUUGAUUCCUUCACACAGGAGUUAAGUUUCACUUCGCCAUUCCCCAACUUCGAAAGCAGCGUGUUGCCUUCAUCUCAAACAGUCCUUUUGAAGAAGGCGGAGGCGGAGGCGGAGAUGGAGGCGUUCAUGGCGGAGGCGGAGAUGGAGGCGGUGACGAAUGUUAUGUUGAGGUUGUUGGAGUCGUUGAAGCCGAAGGCGAAAGUGAUUGUAUGUACGUUGGAGGGGGAGGCGUUGGAGGCAAAGGCGUUGAAGGCAUUGGCGUUGAAGGCGUGGG
Messenger RNA from Halichondria panicea, 2143 nucleotides. Its product is annotated as MOB kinase activator 1B-like. Gene Ontology annotation, molecular function: L-glutamate dehydrogenase (NAD+) activity; protein kinase activator activity. Lineage: Eukaryota; Metazoa; Porifera; Demospongiae; Suberitida; Halichondriidae. The record is from RefSeq and is a predicted model, not a curated record. Bases 94 to 567 code for a protein of 157 amino acids. The transcript has 12 exons. Gene Ontology annotation, biological process: positive regulation of protein phosphorylation; signal transduction; L-glutamate catabolic process. Gene Ontology annotation, cellular component: mitochondrion; cytoplasm; nucleus.